UAUCUUUAAAUUACUAGUAUGAAGUUCAACCUUUAACUAAUUCAACUCACCAUAUUCGUCUGAAUUUAGAUUUCGGAACAAUUCUGCACAUUAAAUUCGUAUAUUUGAAUGGCGUCGUCGCAGUCUGUGUUUGAUUUCACCGUCAAGGAUGCUAAAGGAAAUCAAGUGGACUUAGGCAUUUACAGAGGCAAAGUGUUGCUGAUUGUGAAUGUUGCCUCAAAAUGCGGGAUGACCAAUUCGAACUACACUGAGCUAAAUCAAUUGUACGUGAAGUACAAAGAUCAAGGCCUGGAGAUUCUGGCUUUCCCUUGUAAUCAAUUUGGUGAAGAAGAACCUGGAAGCAAUGAUGAAAUCAUGGACUUUGUCUGCACUAGAUUCAAGUCAGAUUUUCCCAUCUUUGACAAGAUUGAGGUGAAUGGUAAUAAUGCUGCUCCGUUGUACAAGUUCUUGAAGUUGGGAAAGUGGGGGAUCUUCGGUGAUGACAUUCAGUGGAAUUUCGCAAAGUUCUUGAUUGACAGGACUGGACACCCUGUUGAUCGCUAUUACCCCACAACAUCACCUCUUACAGUUGAGAGGGAUAUUAAAAAGCUGUUGGGGCUUUCAUGACCGAUGAGAAAUCCAUGCUCCCGGAGUACUACUGUCGAACCCUUGAUGAUUUAGAUCAAUGUACAUCAAACCAUAAUACAUCCAUCCAGCAAACCCCUCUCAUUCCCAGGCCUCCCACCCAGUGCCCAGUGGACACCACCUUCGUCUUGUGGAAGUGUGACCUGUUGUCGCACUCCGACCUUCCUCUGCCCAGCGAGCACUUGUACGUCGUGUAGACCUUCCCUUGCUUGCAGCAUUCGUAGCUGUUUUUACAGUGACUUACUGACUUUUACCCUCUGUGGUUUGCCUAUCUCUGUUUGCAGCUGCUGACAGGAGAAUAAUAGUAGUAGUAAAAGAAUUUGGCUAACGCAUAAUCUUUUUUUUUUUUCUUCAAGGAUUGCAUUUAUUCUUUUUAUGAUUUACUUCGAUUAAGAGUUCGUAUUUAUAAUUUAUUUCGAUUA
This is a messenger RNA of Salvia hispanica, 1046 nucleotides long. RefSeq names its product glutathione peroxidase 1-like. The record is from RefSeq and is a predicted model, not a curated record. Lineage: Eukaryota; Viridiplantae; Streptophyta; Magnoliopsida; Lamiales; Lamiaceae. Gene Ontology annotation, biological process: response to oxidative stress. Gene Ontology annotation, molecular function: peroxidase activity.